Molecule: messenger RNA, 1480 nt
Organism: Schistosoma rodhaini
Lineage: Eukaryota; Metazoa; Platyhelminthes; Trematoda; Strigeidida; Schistosomatidae
Source: the annotation of a GenBank genome assembly
GGCGAGAGGAGGGGGGAGUCGAACUUAAGCGGUGGAGGUUUCAUUGGUGCUGCUGCAGCUCUUACUUUAGGCUUAUCUCAGUCAUUUUAUACAGUGGAUGGAGGUCAUCGAGCAAUUAUGUUCAGUCGUAUUGGUGGCGUGCAGAAUGAAAUAUAUACCGAAGGCUUACACUUCAGAAUCCCGUGGUUUCAGUACCCUAUUAUUUAUGAUAUUAGAUCUCGACCACGGAAAAUCACGUCGCCAACUGGUAGCAAAGACCUUCAAACGGUUAACCUCACAUUGCGCGUAUUGUCUCGACCUGAAGUGUCACAGCUUCCACAUAUAUAUCGUACACUGGGGACUGAUUAUGAUGAACGAGUUUUACCAUCUAUAGUCAAUGAAGUUCUGAAGGCAGUCGUUGCUAAAUUUAAUGCUAGUCAGUUAAUUACUCAGCGCCAGCAAGUGUCUUUGUUGAUUCGCAAACAGCUUGUCGAAAGAGCUAGUGAUUUCCACAUAAUUGUUGAUGAUGUCUCCAUCACUGAUUUGACUUUCUCACAAGUUUACUCUGCUGCUGUUGAAGCUAAACAGAUUGCUUUACAAGAAGCACAGCGUGCUCAGUUCCUCGUAGAACGUGCGAAACAAGAACGUCAGCAAAAGAUAGUUACUGCUGAAGGUGAGGCUCAAGCUGCCAAACUGAUUGGUGAUGCCCUUUCUCAAAACCCUGGAUAUCUUAAGCUUCGGAAAAUAAAAGCGGCUACUCAGAUUGCUCGAACGGUUGCUCAGUCUCAAAAUCGUGCAUUUUUACAUUCUGGUUCUUUAAUCCUCAAUGUUGCUGAUCCUAAAUUUGACGCUGGUCUGGAUAUUCUAAAGAAAAAAUAAACUGAAGUGUUGGAUAGUAUUAACACCUUUAAAAAUCUUAGACUAGCAUUUCCGAGUGUAUUUUGUACUGUUACAUCCCUUAACUUAAUUCAACACUAUGUUUCUGUGAAUCCGACUGAUGUACAUGCAAAUAAAAUAAAUGAUCUAAUCUUAAAGUGUUUCCUUUAUCGAUUUAUCGUUGAUGAUAAUUAAAUUUCGAGUUUCAAUCACUGCGUUAGGAGUCUAGAACCCGCUUCGUCUAUCAUAGGUUCAGGAAACCAAGUAGUCUCGUCAACUCUCCUACAAUGAUUGUGACUGAAAUUUACUUCAACAGCUUUUUUAUUUAAUUGUAUGCCAAAUAAAGUACUUCAACAAAAGCUCUUGACCACUUCAUGUCUUUGUACAGGGAAAAAGUUGUAGGCAAUUAAUCAUGGUAAGUAAAUUCCAAUUCGUCUUAAAAAGUCAGAAACCUAGUCUUCUAAAUUGAUACAGUAUUGAGUUUGCUACAUAACCUAGUAUUCUAGUCAUUAGUCAAUGAGUUGAUCUAAAUUAACUUGGCUAGUUGUUGGUUUACAAUAUAUCAUUCGUUUAUGGUGUGGUCUAGACCAUUACUAUUAUUAUUCUGGUUCUAAACGUAUCGUCU